AUGUGGAGUGAACCAGAAUUUCCUUAUAAAGAAGUAGAUUCAGCAUUAAGGCCAUUAUUGAUUUGGCAACGUCGACCACCUCGUUUUCUGCAUCCUUAUGCUCGUCCACCGGAGAUGUCAUCGCCAUUUAUGAAGUCUGAAUCAAAUUUAAUACGCAUUGGUAUUCCAUCUCCUCCAUUUCGUUUACCCCGACUACCGAUUGAAUUUGCCACUCCACAUGCUGGUCCAAGUUUGCCUCAUCUUUCGUUGCGUUCCGUGAGACCUGAUGUACCGCUCUAUCAAGAUUUCUCUGCUCCUCCGCGUCCAACACCAAUAAAUAUUAAUGUUCAGACUUCUGCCUUAGUGUGCAGCAUCGAUUGGAAAACACCGGCGAUUGAGAAAAUGCUGAAAUAUACUUACAAACUAGAAGUUUGGGAAGGUGUUAAAUGUGAUACAUACGAUUUUCCUGCAAAUGUCUUGUCAUACAAGCUAAAAACUACGCCAGGCACGAUUUACAAGUUAGAGUUAACAGCUCGUGAUCCAGAGAAUUCAGUUAUCGCGCUUGGAACAGCUCGAGUUAAAGCAGUGUUCUCAACUGAGGAGAUGCAUGCACUUUACAAGAAGUCAUUAGAUUUCGUGGGCACAGUCAUGCAUUCAUUUCGUUUUCUCUAUCGAUGCAAACCAAAAAUAUAUUAUGAUGAUAUACAGUUCCAUCGAGGAGGGAUAAUGGAGAAAUAUGUAAAAGACAACAAUGGUCAGGCAGCUUCAUCAAUUAAUGGAGCCAUAAGUGGUUUGUUUUUUUCCGCACGGUUGUUGCCUGAUGGAAAUUUGCCCACUCAUUCACCGUUUGGAAAUGUUCGUAUGCUGGUACCAGCAAUGACAUUGCUGGAUCCUUCACGUGUAAAUAUGUAUUUUUGCGAUUUCUACUGCAAUUACAUAACGCAUUAUGUCACAGUUGUAAUCUGUGAAAAGCAUUCAGACACUGAUAUGUUCUGCCUGCAACGGCUGAUUAAAUUAGUUCCCGAUUCGAACCCAUUUCUAAGGAUCAUAUUUCGGCCUCCGAUGUUUGAACCUGAGUUUUGGGUAAAUAAAAAUGUUUGGGUAGAAAUAUAUUAUACUGAAAAUGUGCCGCUGAAUUGGGGACGCUUUGAUGCUAUUACUGCUACUGGUGCAGGAACAUCACGUGUGGGAGGCUUGCCGCACAAUAAGCACUGUCAUCUGUGCAAUUUAUAUCCCUUAAAAAAUACUUCUGUUGCUAAAAUUGCUUCAUCAAAGCUCAACUCAACAUUUGAACUCCUUUUGAAUUUGGAACGUGAAAGACUUGGAAAUGAAAGUAUAAGUGACUCAGCUGAUUUAAUCGAAACAAUAUGUAUUGUUAUCGAUUCUGUCGUUCAGAAUACUUCACAAGAUGCUGAGACGGAAUGCUGUGAUCAGGAAUGUGAAGAAGAAAAAAUUGAGAAUAAAAGAUUGAAAUCACCACAAGAAAUUAUGGAAUAUCUGGACAGGCAAGAUUUGUGUGAAGAAAUGCAAAACAUCAAAAAAUACCUAAAAACAUUCGUCAGUGAAAUGGAUAAUAAUGUGUCGAAAAUUGAAUAUUUAUUAAAUGAGGCGAAAUUAUUUUCAUUACAUCCAACAUUUUCUGAAAUUGUGCCUUUCAUGAGGCCUUUCAAUGUAGGCUAA
Thelazia callipaeda (thelaziosis nematode) is the source of this 1659-nucleotide messenger RNA. NCBI's taxonomy places the organism in Eukaryota, Metazoa, Nematoda, Chromadorea, Rhabditida, Thelaziidae. The record is from the annotation of a GenBank genome assembly.